AUGGCAAGUCAGCCUACGUCAGCUCGCUGCUUCGACCUGCAAACAUUCAGGGUCCAGGGGGUCUUCCAGUAUUGCGUUGUCGCCGGCGGCUGGCAGCAAGACACGCAUGUCAAACCAGCAGCCGAGACCUCGGAGGUGCGGGGCGUCUCGCAGGUCUUUGCGCAUCCUGCGUUCAGCCAAGAGACCCCGUUUGACAGCGAUUUCGCGUUACUUCAACUGGAUCGACCUGUACCAGAGACCAGCUGCAUUGGACCUGCUUGCCUGCCGAGUGACGACUUCGAGGGUGUCGGGAGCAUGUGCGAGAUCACUGGCUGGGGCAUGCAGCAGUCGGGGGGUGACAUGCCCAGCAUCCUCCAGCAAGCCGUCGUGACCACCGUCGCGCACGACCGUUGUGAGGCGAAUUACGCGAAAGCCAACAGGACGGUCACGAACUCCAUGAUUUGUGCUGCUGGCACAUCUGGGGGAGGAGUUGUGGAUGCAUGCCAAGGAGAUAGCGGUGGCCCACUUGUCUGUUUGCACCGCGAUCGAUUUGUCGUUGUCGGGGUGACCUCUUGGGGUCUGGGAUGCGGUGACGCGCACUACCCAGGGGUCUACUCUCGCGUGACGGCUGGCUUGGACUGGAUCCGCGACGUUCUGGCCGGCCGACUGAGGAGUCCUGACCGGGGCCGACCAGAAGUUGACUUCAAAGGGCACAUGUGGGCAGUGGUGGCUGGCCCCUGCGGCAUCGACCAGGACGGCUGCAUCCAUAGUUCCGGCUUCCCGAGCCAAUACCAGAGCUUGGAGAAGUGCAGGAUUGCCGUGAAUGUCUCCGCAGCUCUGCCGAUUCGUGUGCAAUCAUUCGCGACGGAAGGGCCCUACGACCAUCUGGAGGUCAAUUGCGUUCCUUACUCCGGAAGGCAAGGGCCCCAAGGCAUCGUGCCGAACGCAGAUAUCUUUUGGCUCUCCGACGGUACCCUACAGGACACCGGCUGGAAGCUUUGCCCGGACACGCCGCGUCUCAUUUGA
This is a messenger RNA of Symbiodinium sp. CCMP2456, 1005 nucleotides long. Lineage: Eukaryota; Dinophyceae; Suessiales; Symbiodiniaceae. The record is from the annotation of a GenBank genome assembly.